AUGCUGAACGUUAUUGCGAUCGCAAUGAUUUCUCCAGCUAUACUGACCAUGUCUCGGUCAAGAUCGAGGUCAAGCCUCGGAAGCGACAACCAUGAUCGCCUCGAACCCCGAUUGCUGCGCGCAGCGGAGAACAAUGACACCAACGACUUGAAGCAAGUCCUCGACGCGGCUCGCGCCAAUGGACAGUUCAGUCCCACUUUUCUGGGCAUCGGGCUCACGAGGAGCUCCGAACGGGGCUGCAUUGAAGCCAGUCACUAUCUACUGCGUGAGGGCGCCAGCGUUGAUGUCGCCGGCAAUCGCGUCUCGCCUCUUUUUCGGGCUGUUGAGCGCAACCAUGUCAGGAUCGUGCAGCUCCUGCUGGACUAUGGCGCAUGCCCCGAGACCAGAGAUAAGGAAGGCCGGACCGCCCUCAUGAUGGCCGCCUGGAAGAAUCAUUGGCAUGUUCUUCAACUGCUUAUCUCCCGGGGUGCGGACGUCAAUGCGCGAGAUAACAAGAAGCGAAAUGUCCUGCACAAUCUGGCGGCGGACAAACAAUGCGACUGGGGUGACGAUGUGGUCGAUCUCCUCUUGAAGACGAAUUGCGCCAUAGAGGCCAAGGACGAACUCGGUCGCACGCCGCUUCACUGGGCUUGCGCGACAGGCAAGAUCCAUUUCGCGGAAUUGCUUCUCAAUCGGCCCCAGGGACCCAAGGCGUUCAUCAAUGCAGUCGAAUGCCGAAACAAGACGGCCCUACACAUUGCAACUGCGCAUGACCGAGAGGACGUUGUGGAACUGCUCUUGAAGUAUAAUGCAGAUGUCAAUGCAAAGAGUGACGGCGGAUGGACCCCCCUUCACAAUGCCUGCGACAAGGGAUGCGAGAAGAUCGUCCGCAUCCUCUUGAAGGCGGGUGCCGAAAUCAAUAGCCAGCUACUCAACGGCAUCACCCCUCUCCACCUUGCUGCCCAAGCUGGCCAUCUAGAGGUGGUCAAGUGUCUCCUGGAGAGACCAGAUUUGAAAACCAGGACACGCGACAGUUUCGGGAGCACGCCCUUCCUACGCGCAGCGCGAUUCAAGAGGAAAGAUAUCGUGCAGCUUUUGGCUCCAUUCAACCACGUCGAAGCACUGUCCGAAGAUGCCACUGAUGCCUGCAAGGCGUUUGAUGCAACAAUCGUCGACUUUGGAAAUUUCCGCAAUGAGAACCGGGUCCAGAAGGUUACUGUGUUCGACCUCCUCUACAAGAGAGACCAAAAGAAUCCUAACAAACCAGCUGUCACCACUCUUCCAGACAAUGUCAAGGCAACCAAUUUUCGGUGGAUCCAUUUGCCCGCCAACAAUAUGGCCUGGGUGGAAGCUCUCUUGACAAAAUACUUUAUCGAAGAAGGAGCGAGUGACGUGGAAGGCUUCAAAGGUCUGGAGAAAUCCUUCAAUCAACAGCAUCGCGGCCAGCGCAUACAUUCCCAGUUCAUGAGGCCUCUCUGCCAGAGCACUCCACGAGCGCCUCGCACCCGGGAUGACGAAGAGCCGGAACAGACGACCGAAAAUUCUGUCCCUCAGGUGGUCAUCAAUGGGCAAGCGGGGUCCGACAAAGCUUCCGAAACUCCCGUAAAGAAGCACAAGACUUCCGGAAGUAAAUCCAACAAGGAGGUCCCGUCCCAGGAUGAGGACAGCGCCUCAGGGAAGAAAGCAAAGGGCAAUGUGAGACGCAGUAAGACCGCUAAUGACACGCCAAAGUCCGACUCCAAAAACAAAUCAAGUCCGGCGUCUGCUGUUGAAAAACGUAGUCGUUCGUCCGGGGCCUCUUGCAAAGACCCUCCGUCCAACAUUUGUGUCUUUAUGCCUUAUCUGCAUUUUGAAACAGCCGAGGGCCGUCGAAAAAUGCAGGAAGCAAUACGUCGAGCAGAGACCUUUCAAUGGCGUUCGGGUUCGUCAAGACCUCCCUCACGGGAUGAGUUGCUGAUCCGAGCUCAUCUUAUGUCUUCAACGACGUCUCUGCACAUCCGCAGGACUCUGGAUGAAUUCUUCUAUCCAAACAUCGACACCGAGAUGCGUGAUCAAGAUCAGGUAGUAUACCGUUACCAGACUCGAUGGCAAGACCACAAUAGACCCUGGAAGGAACCGAAAAUCUUCAUGGUGGAUCAGCUAUGGAUGUGGAUCUUGGGCAAAAAUCUCAUUGUAACCAGCUUCCCACAGCGCUGGGAACAGCCUAAGAAUGACCCCCUCAACGUGCUUGACGGGAUCAUCGAAGAUAUCAACUCGAAGACGCGAGAUCCAGUGCGUUCGGUCUAUGAGCUGGCAACCAUCAUUAGCGGUCGAUGCUCCGGGUUUUUUGACCGCCAUAGGAUGGGCGAUGCGGAAUAUCAGUUUCUAGACAUGUUUGAAGCAUCUGUUGGCAUCGCAACUGAUCGUGAGACGGUGCUCUUUAAUGAAUUCAACAUUGCUUCCGCUCAAGCCUCGGAGUGGCUGAAACACCACCGACAAUCCAGCCGCUUCUCUCUGAAUCUGGAGUCAAUGUCAAGGGAUCGAAGAGAUAGCCAGACAGAGGAUAAUUGCAUGGAUGAGACAUGGGAUGCGGAAGAAGAGUGGGGUGAACAGCCUCUGUUCGUCGACAAGCUUCUCGACAUCGGGCAAGAAACAGAUCUUCUCGCAGAGGCCAAAGACAUUCGCGACGAGCUCAACAUGAUCCGGACAGUUCUUGAGUAUCAGAAGCAGGUGCUCUUCGAUUUGCAAGAGGCUAUCUGUGACAUCUACCUAGAAGAGCAUCGGUCUCAGCAGGAGAUCAAAAAGCGGUUCCGAGAGCAACAGAGGAUUAUCGACAUGCAUGUCAAGGACGUAGAUCGGAUGGAUAAACAGACGGAAAGGAUCUAUGACUCCAUCACCGACUUGCUCGAUCUCAAGCAGAAACACGCCAAUGCGUUCGAGGCCCGGUUUGCGCGCGACCAAGCGGCGGGGACAACACGCCAGAGCAGAACGAUCAUGGUGUUUACCAUCGUGACGGUCAUCUUCCUACCGCUGUCCUUCAUUGCGUCAUUCUUUGCCAUCAACGUCCAGGAGUUUCCUCACGCCGAUGGCAAUCCCAACCUCCCGCUGUCCUAUGUAUUGAAGUAUAUUUUCGGGAUUGGCUUUGCUAUUUCUAUCCCAUUGAUUAUGCUUGCUCUUUCGGUCGACGAUAUCAGAUACGGCAGCCGCAAAGCGUAUCGACGUCUUCGUGGAUGGAUUCUAUGGGAUCGAAGACGUAGGCCUUCGACUGCCGGCAGGUCAGAUAUCACGUCUCGUGCCUUUGAGAUUCGGACGAUCCUGAGUGCGGCCAGAAGUAGGAGAAGUGUGGUCUCCGAAUUUUCCGGUAGUUUGUUGCCGGUGGCUACGCGAGGGACCGCUAGGAGCCAGAGUCACCGACCUAUGACGAACGGCACGGCCGAGAGGGGGACAUGUCUUGACGAAUGUGAAGAGACGAAGGAAUGA
Molecule: messenger RNA, 3438 nt
Organism: Rasamsonia emersonii CBS 393.64
Lineage: Eukaryota; Fungi; Ascomycota; Eurotiomycetes; Eurotiales; Trichocomaceae
Product: Ankyrin repeat protein
Exons: 5
Coding region: 1-3438 (1145 amino acids)
Biological process (GO): metal ion transport; transmembrane transport
Cellular component (GO): membrane
Molecular function (GO): metal ion transmembrane transporter activity; protein binding
Source: RefSeq, a predicted model, not a curated record